UCACGUGACUUAAGUCUUGUGACAGCGAGCAGGAAAAAAAAACCGUCUUGUACAGUUUGAUUAGGAGUUUCACUCUUAACUAACAGGCAUUUAUCUCUUACAAACGAGAGAAAUCGAGUACAAGUUGCGAUGGCGCAUCUUUAGAACAUUUUUAACGUGUUACCAUCUGUUUAUUUACUUAACACACGCUGUGAGAUCGAGCUGGAGUUGUCGCAUGGAGAGCGCGCAGCAGAACUUUGUUUUGGUUUGUGUUUGAACUCCAGUGAUUGUUCACGCCACAGAAGCUCGAGAGGAUUUCAGGUCCGUUUGGUGAAUAGGACACCUCGGAUUAGACAGUAUGGAUAGUAAACCUCUCCUCCAGGAUAGACCUCCAGCGUACAACGCAGUCCCGGUCUCGUAUGACUACGGCUCGAUCCCCGCAGCCGCUCCACCCGCGGCGGGCUUCCACCCUCCAGCACCGCCGCCCUAUCAAGGUUAUCCAGCGGCUGAUUCCGGUUAUCCAGCGGUCCCCAGACAGCCUGCUUCCAUAGCUGGCCAGCCAGCCUACACCAGCACCUACACCAUCGUCCAGCCUUCUGUUGUGGUGGUGGGAGGAUGUCCGGCCUGUAGGGUUGGCGUUCUGGAGGAUGAUUUCACCUGUCUGGGAAUCAUGUGUGCCAUAUUCUUCUUUCCACUGGGAAUUCUCUUCUGCCUGGCACUGCGUCAGAGGAGGUGUCCAAACUGUGGAGCCACAUUCGGCUAGAGGGACCAAAACCCAUCACUGAAUUUUUAGCUCUGUUUUAAGCAUCAGCAUUGUUUAUUUGUAAUCACAAUAGUAAGCAGCCACAAACUCUGUUUUCUUCAAGAUGUUUUUUAGUUUUUACAUGCUUUGCAAGCACUGAUUCCCUGUCCCCCUCCCCCUUUUUAUGUACAAUCUUAAAGCCAGUCCUCCAGUCAUUUAAUCACUAGUGCCUUUACCAUAAAUGGAAUGAGCCUGGAGUCAUAAGGGGUAAUUCACAGGCAGACAUGCACCGACUCACUCAAGUAACAUUGUAUGUAUUGUAUAAAAGACCAUUUCCUUCCUUGAUUUUGAAUUGCAUCACAAUGUUUUAUUGCUUGUUUAAUAUCGUCUAAAUGGAGAUUUUAAUUGUAUUGGGAUAGAAAUUCACAUGACCACUUUUCCACCCUGCUUUUUAAAUAAAUAAAGUAUGUAGAUUACAACAUACUUUCUAGCCCUCUGUUAAUCACCUCUUAGAGAUCCAAACACUUGUUCCGCAUUUGUUCAAGUCUUUUUGUGUGUGCAUUACUUCAACACACACUGAGGUAUUUGUAUAUCUUGAAUUACUGAAUCUGUUUUAGACAUUUUCUUUAAAUGACGUCUGAUUCUUUGGGGGCCAUGUUUCCUUGUACUGCUCUAAUGAACAUUGUUUUAUCUGCUGGACUCUUCUGAAAUCCUGAGUGGGUUAAUGUGCAGUUGUUUCACUCAAGGUCCUUGGCUACUCCGAGUUAAAAUAAAACCUGCAAUAAUCAAGGGAAGUUGGUGCCUAGAAAAUGUCACCUAAGGACAGGUACUGUAGAGUUACUCUUGGACAAUCAGUCUCGGGCUUGCCCAAUGUGAUCCAAUUCAUAAUGGAGGUUAGGGUCAUAGUGCCAUUGCCACAUUUAUUUUAUGUACAUGUUUUUGGUGUGCUAUACAACACUAUGCACGCUAUUAUGAUUGGUUCUACCUAUUUUUAAAAAGAGAUUGUAAAUAAAUUCUACAAGUGUUUUCUUGUCGUGUCUGUAUUG
Messenger RNA from Xyrauchen texanus (razorback sucker), 1767 nucleotides. RefSeq names its product brain protein I3 (gene bri3). The transcript has 3 exons. Lineage: Eukaryota; Metazoa; Chordata; Actinopteri; Cypriniformes; Catostomidae. The record is from RefSeq and is a predicted model, not a curated record. Bases 338 to 742 code for a protein of 134 amino acids.